GGCGACGAGCGGAGGGAGCCGGGGAAUGUCUCCCGCCCGCGGCCCCGCCGAACGGGGCUGCCGCUGAGCGCCGCCGCCCGCCCGCCAUGCAGCCCCUCGGCGCUCCCCUCGCCCUGCUCUGCCAGCUGCUGGGCGCCUGGGCCGCCUGCGCCCCGGCCCCCGCCGCGCCCGCCGGGCUGACGGCGCCCUCCUCGGCGCCCCCGGCGCGGGCGGCCGCGGGUCCCUCCGCAGCGCCGGGGCCGGGCGGCAGCUGCGGGGCGGCGGGCAGCGGGCGGCGGCGGGCGCGGAGCGGGGACGGCGCGGGGGGCGCGCCCCGAUGGCUGCCCCUGAACGGCUCGGCCGGCCGCAACGGCACGGGGCGCCGCGCCCGCCUCCGAAACCCCUUCUACCCGCUGACCGAGGAGUCGUACGGCGCCUACGCCGUGAUGUGCCUCUCCGUGGUGAUCUUCGGCAUCGGCAUCAUGGGCAACAUGGCAGUGAUGUGCAUCGUCUGCCACAACUACUACAUGCGGAGCAUCUCCAACUCCCUGCUGGCCAACCUGGCCUUCUGGGACUUCCUCAUCGUCUUCUUCUGCCUGCCGCUGGUCAUCUUCCAGGAGCUCACCAAGAAGUGGCUCCUAGAAGACUUCUCCUGCAAGAUCGUCCCGUACAUCGAGGUAGCUUCUCUCGGAGUCACCACAUUCACACUGUGUGCCCUCUGCAUCGACCGAUUUCGUGCCGCCACCAAUGUGCAGAUGUAUUACGAGAUGAUCGAAAACUGCACCUCGACAACUGCCAAGCUGGCUGUCAUCUGGGUGGGCGCACUGCUGCUGGCCCUGCCAGAGGUUGUGCUGCGCCAGCUCACAAGGGAGGACCCUGAAUACAGCGGCAGCCCGCCCGGGGAGCGCUGUGUGGUGAAGAUAUCCACCACCCUACCUGACACCAUCUACGUAUUAGCUCUCACCUAUGACGGGGCAAGACUCUGGUGGUACUUUGGCUGCUAUUUUUGUUUGCCUACACUUUUCACGAUUACCUGCUCGCUGGUAACUGCAAGGAAGAUCAGGAGAGCGGAAAAGGCUUGCACAAGGGGGAACAAGCGACAGAUUCAGCUGGAAAGUCAAAUGAACUGCACAGUGGUGGCCUUGACCAUUUUAUAUGGGUUUUGCAUCAUUCCUGAAAACAUUUGCAACAUUGUGACUGCCUACAUGUCCACAGGAGUCUCUCGGCAGACUAUGGAUCUCCUCCAUCUCAUUAGUCAGUUCCUUUUGUUCUUUAAGUCCUGUGUUACCCCAGUUCUCCUUUUCUGUCUCUGUAAACCUUUCAGCCGGGCCUUUAUGGAGUGUUGCUGUUGCUGCUGUGAUGAAUGCAUCCAAAAGUCUUCAACAGUGACGAGUGAUGACAAUGACAAUGAAUACACCACAGAACUGGAGCUCUCCCCUUUCAGCACCAUCCGUCGUGAAAUGUCCACUUUUGCCUCUGUGGGGACUCACUGUUAAUCUGCCUUAGAACUUUAUUUCCUGUAUCAUUUUCUUCUUUCUCUUUUUUUUCUUAUUUUUCUUUUUUUCUUUUCCCUUUUCAUAUUUUUCUUCUUGAAGCAAAAUGCAAGAAAAAAAAAAAGAUUAUUGAAGACGACUCUGGAAACCAAUCUGCAUUUUAAAAGCUGUAUUUUGGAAAAUAAUUUGUUUGGGUGUUAAAAUGAAAGAGAAAGAAGGAGAGCCAGCACUCACUUUUAAAUCAUGAUAUUUUGUAUGGUGCUAGGAUUUUCUUGUUUGAGGAGGAGAAUCCGUAUCAACCCACUUUUAUUUAAUUCCUUAGUAUUUUUUUGAUAAUCACAGUAAAAAGAUUAUGUAGAGAUUGUGGUUUUUGCAAGAUGUUUCAUGUAAAAGAUGUUGUGGAAAGUAUUUGAAGGUAGUUUUAAUCUGAUUACUGUACAUUAUUAUGAGAGGACUUGGACUUAAGAAAAUUUAUAAGCUAGCAUAAAAAUAAAUGAGGUUUUAUUCUUUAACUUCAUUGGCAAUCUGCAUUUAACAAGGACACCUAUAAGUAGUAUUAAGUUCCUUUAGUAAGUAAAAAGAAAUCUUUGCUUUGCUUAAAGUAAUUUAAAUGGCUGUAUUUAAUUUAUCAUUCGGUACUUACCUUUGGAGGCUAUAAUGACAGUGUUUAAGGAAGAUGGUUAUAAUGGUAUUAGAUUUACGUAUGUGGGGGUUUUUAACUUAUAUUACAAACAUUCAAUGUGCCUCAUUCAAAAUUUCUUCCUUAACCAGCAGGUAUAAAAAAACAGAGUUAUUUUGUACUUCUGAUGAAGAAAGGUUUGCUUUCUCACUAAAUUUUGUCUUGUGUGGUUUCAAAAUCAAGGCUUUUUUCCAAUUUGUUACUGGUUUUACAUUGAGAUUAUGUUCUCAGUCUCUGUAUGUGCAGCUCCUACUGGCUUCAGUAAGAGUCCUAUUCUUUUCCUAGAGGUUUGCUGACAAUAAAUGUGAGGGACUGAAACGUGGAGAGUGAAUUCCUUCUUUUUUAAAAGAUAUAAACACAUUUGGACUCUUGGGGCUUGACCCAGGGCCCGUUGCAGUCAAUGGAAAGGUUUCCAUCAAUUUCAGAGGGCUUUGGAUCAGACUGGCAUCUCCUAUUUAUUCUGGGAUAUGUAGUAUGAAUAUUAAUCACGGGGGCUCUGUAUACGGAUUAUAAAUCACGCUGCUCUCACAGAGACUGCUAUUCACUAGCAGCUCACAGCUCUGAAGCUGUUUUUGAAAACCACAGUGUGUUUUGCUGAUGGCUUCUUGCUGUCUGCAGUUGUUAAAAUGAGGGUAUGUCAACACUACCAACAACAGUGCAAUAUAGUAAAAUCUAAAGUUCUUAUAAGCAAGCCAGGUGGGAGACUGGAAAGUUCCUAUCUGUACCAGCAGAGCUUAUUUGCCCCACUUCUUGGCUGAAAUAAGCAGGCUGUUCUUGGCAGGCAAGCUGGCUCAUAUUUACUUUGGGCAGCAGGCUAAAGUGUAGACACAUUAAAGAACUGAAUUCGUUAAAAGUUUCUUACAUUUUACUACUAAUUAAAUAAAUAAUACAAUUGUGAGAGUAAUUGCAGAAGUAAAAUUACAUGGAUUUGUCUUUUGAAAUUGAUUGUAACUAAUGUAGUCUUACUUCCCAAUGUCUGCCUUUAAAUAUGUUAAAAAUGUGCUGUAACUUCUGGAUCGGAGUCUAUUUAUCAUUUGUAGAUUCUUGAAUUAAUAUGUUUAAUCUUUGUACCUGCUUGGGCAAGUACUAUUUCUUCUUUUUCUUGACCAUUUUAACCCAUAACAAUUUCAAUUAAAAAGCACUUGAAAUCAACUAAUCUGAAUAUGAAUCCGAAUAUAUGUACACUUGAGUUCUUUUUGUAACAUUUGAAUCAGACAUUGGGCCCUGCUUUAAGCACUGGCCUAAAUUUAAAUAUUUGUUUCUGUUCGGGACUUGCUAAAGUUUUAAAAACCUUUUGUAACAUGGUUAGUCACUUCUGAAGAGAGGGGAGCUGCCCCUUCUUUAUAAACCCUUCAUUGAAUUCACAUUACUUGAUUAUAUUCAAUAAACUAUGAAAGGGAUUAAAAAGGUGAAAACAAGAUUCCUCAAUGUGGUGCCUGUAUUUCCUCAAAGACAUAUUCCCAUCUCUGCGUUUUGAUUUGUACUAUUCUUUUUUUAGGUGCCAGAGUUUAUAAGAAUGAGAAUAAAACUUCUCUUUCUGUUUGUUGCUGAAUUGUUUCUCUCAGCAGCCUGUUCAGUCACAGCAUGAACAGCAGCUCAAGGACCCAAGAAAAGAUCAGUAGAAUAGGAGGAGCACUUUUUUUUUUUUAAAAAAAAAAAAGGAGAUAGAGGAAAUACUUAGGAAUAUUAAAUGAUCACAUUUUGCUAAUUUAAGUGCGUUGUCUUAGAUGAUAAGUCCUUCCAGCCUUCCAAUCUGCAGUGGAUAGUAUACUCUCUGCUAAGGACUGCUGCUUGCUCGCAGGUCAAAUGCUCUGUAUCCCAGAGCGCUGCAGUUUGCUUCUCCAUUGAAACAUUUCCACACUAUGUGUAUAGCAAUCGUACUGGGGCGGAGGGAGGAGGGAAAGAAUCAGCAAAAAUGAGAUUUAGCAAAUCAUCAGAGAAAGCUGAAUUUGCAGAUCAAUAAUGCUGUGUUUGGAAAUUCAUCCCCCUAUUUGUGUGAUGGAGCAUUCUCCAGCCUUGUAUUCACUGGCACUUCUUUGUACCCAGAGUGCCCUUGCCUUUUCUGCUGCUGACAGUUUUUCACAGCUAUUUCUCCCCCUCAGACCUCCAUGGUAAUUGGACUUGGAGACACCCUUUUACUCUAAUUUGUUUUCUUAAUUGGUUAAACUAAUUCCACAUUAGCACAUUUGCAUUGUCACAGCCAUUCUGACACAGAGGUGGUCUCUCUAAUGUAUGUAAAUGUCAUGAUAAAUGAUUCUUUUUCUGAAAGGUGGGGUCCUGGGUUCCUUUUCUUCCUACUUUUGGGACUGUUGCUCUGAACGCUUGUCAUUUUCCCGGUGUUUACUUUUCUUACUUUCUUUAAUGUUCUUAGAAGCAAUUUCUGCCUGUUUCAAAUCCAGGUCUAUAAGAUGUUUGUCUGUUAACAGGACGUCAUUUAAUGGACUGAUGAAUGAAGAUUCGGAAAUGUUUAUGGCAAGGAUUUAAUUCUUUUACAUAAAAUAGAGAAACAUGCAGCCCAUGGUGAUCAACAUAAAAGAAGAGUGAUGGAGUGGAAAAUCAGAUUGUGAAUCAGGAAACCCUUAUGCCUCUCAGUUUUGUAAACCAUUAAUGUGUUAACACUUAUUGUCCCAGCCCUGGUCCCAUUAAGAAAUUAAAACCCAUAAAACUGUAGUGUGAGUUCCAGUAUCUCCAGUGAAAUCAUGUUUUAUGACUUGUAUAAAAAAUAUGAUCUUUGUGUAAGCCAAAGUACAAAUCGUAAAUGACUGAAAAUUAUUAUUCGGUUAGAAGAAAUCUCUUAUUUUAUCCCUUCCAAGAUAAAUUCCUACAUCCAACCUAAAAGAAGGCCUGUCCUUAAAUGACUUUGGUGACUUGUUCAGCUCCUGGUCUGUCAUUGAGACCCAAAAGUAAGCUCCCACAGCUGCUGCUCCAGCAGCUCUGGGAGUGGACCUAAAGACAAUGUAGAGGUUUCCAAGCAUGUUGUCCUGCAUUUCUUCAUAAGCAAUUGUGUCAUGUUAGGCUUCAUGGUGAGACUGUUAUGUUGUGCUUAUGGCACUCAGAGCAAACUAAAUCUGUGAAGUGUGAGUUGCUAUUGAAACUCUGAGAAGCACCUCCAAAUACGUUAAGCAAUAAGAGUAUUAAAAAUCUCUCCUAGGAUCAUUGUCUUAGGCACAGUACAAAUAUAUGCAACUUGCCCUGUGGGCACCUGACUGCUGUUGAUGUUCUCAGAUACAUCGCUGAAUUGCUUCUGGGCUUUUUUUUGCCAGGUGUCAUUAACAAAACUCCCAAAAGAAGUGAAACUUCUAUGUCUUAACUUCUUAAGUCUCCAUCCUGAGAAUAUCCUUCUUUCGUGGACUGCAAAGUUAAUAAGUGACAAGUAAGGUCCAUUUUCCUAAUAGAAUUGAGAAAUGUGGUUAGGAGGAGUUAUACCUGAUAUUUUCUGUGAUAAUGCGUCCUUUUCUUUUAUUUCCUUUUCAUCUUUCCAACCUUUCUUUUUCCCUG
Molecule: messenger RNA, 5649 nt
Organism: Cuculus canorus (common cuckoo)
Lineage: Eukaryota; Metazoa; Chordata; Aves; Cuculiformes; Cuculidae
Gene: GPR37
Product: G protein-coupled receptor 37
Exons: 2
Coding region: 87-1475 (462 amino acids)
Biological process (GO): adenylate cyclase-inhibiting G protein-coupled receptor signaling pathway; positive regulation of MAPK cascade
Cellular component (GO): plasma membrane; signaling receptor complex
Molecular function (GO): prosaposin receptor activity; G protein-coupled peptide receptor activity
Source: RefSeq, a predicted model, not a curated record